UUGGCUCCGACAUCCCCAGGCUGCUCUAAAUUCCGUUCCUUUGGAGAAGGAGGACCCCAAAGGGAAGGGACGGAGGCUGAAUCAGGAGGAGAAGAAGGAGAACAAGAAGAACAAGAAUGUUGUCCUCUGAUUCCAGGCAAGGGCCAUAAUCUGAACCCUGAAGAUGAUGAGCAUUUCAAAGCAAGGAUGAAGGAAAUGCCUGUUUCGCUCAAAAAUAUCAUUAGAAUCAGUGAGACAGGGUUUCGCAGGGCGCCCGAAGAUCACGUGACUCCGGAUCCAGGCGUUUUGACAGCAGCGAGGGGAGCUGGGUCGGGACCCUCGCCCGCUGAAUUUUAGGCGGCUGUUUUCUUUCGCUGGAAUUUGGGAGCGGAGGUCGCUCCUGCUCCUCGCCGGAGGGUCGCUGGUUCAAUCCCAGUAACUCCCUGCAACCCUCUGCCUCGCACAGGGAACGAGCCCUUAGGCUGCGCUGCCCGCAGGCCGGUCCCGAAGCCGGUGUUGUUGAGAUGGGUGUCUGAGAUCACCAGGGACUCUCCCGGAGCCCCAGUUAUAUGGGUUUGUUGCAAGGACAGAGAGACAGAGAUCCACCCCAGAGAGGAACCUUGCAAAUGAAGGGAUGGAGGCAUUCAUUCCUUACAGGAUCAAGAGGACCCUGUGACCUUCACAGACGUGGCCGUGAAUUUCACCAGGGAGGAGUGGGCCCUCCUGGACUCCGGGCAGAGAAUUCUCUAUAGAGACGUGAUGCUGGAAAACUGCAGGAACCUGGCCUCUCUGGAUUUGCUAACGCAACAUCAAACCAAAAACUCAACCCCUCAGCCGGACAUUCUUGCUAAAAAGACACCUGUUGAAGCAAAGAGAGUGUGCACUGUGAGCCAUGCUUCCCGGCCGUCCCAAUUGGGAGAAGACUGGAAAUGCCACAAAACAGACGAACCACUCACGCAAAGGGAGCAAAAGUUGAAGCAAGUUGCCACUGUACACGAAAAAGAUGAGUCUCCGGUUAGAAUCCAUGACUCUCAUGAUAUGAGGGACGACUCUCUGCCUAGCUCAUGGAGAGAUUCUAUAGGAAACCGUAUCCAGAAACAUGGCUCAGAUAUUCUGAAACAAAAUCCUGCCCUAACCAGUCAUCAAAAGAUCUACAGAAACAACAAAAAUGAUAGAGUCUUGCAGCAGAGUGUUGAGACGACCCCAUCUGUAGGACAUCAGAUGGAGCCAGAGUCCAAAAUAUGGACUGACCGUCAGAACAAUGUGCUUCAGACACGUAAUAAUGUCUGCAGGGGGGUGGACAUCCAUGAAUGGGAUCCAUUUGGAAAAACCUUUGAGGAAGACAUUUCCCUUAGGUUAUGCAAGACUCCCAUGAAAGAGAAGACUUACGAGUCUAAUCCAUGUGAAAUCACCUUCCAAAAUAGCUCAACCCAUGAUGUUCAGAGGCAACCCGAUACGGCAGAGGCAAAUCAUAAGAAUCAAGGUGAGAAAACCUCUGUCCACAUUGCAAAUUCUGACUCACACAGGAAGACUAAGACCAGAGAGGGGAGAUAUAUAUGUCAAGAUUGUAGGAAAAGUUACGUGCAUCUGUCAUUCCUUACGAAACACAUGGAAAUUCACACCGGAGAGAAACCUUAUGAAUGCAAGACCUGUGGGAAAGCCUUUAGAUAUACCUUACACCUUAACAAACACUUAAAAAAGCACAUUAGGAAGAAGCCCUAUAAAUGUGAGGAAUGUGGGAAAGGCUUCACCAAUUCUCACAGAUUUAAAAACCAUCUGAAAACUCACCGUUGAGGGAUGCCUGGUCAGCUCAAUGGGGAGAGUGUGCGACUCUUGAUCUCGGGGUUGUGAGUCUGAGCCCC
Lontra canadensis (Northern American river otter) is the source of this 1841-nucleotide messenger RNA. It is a transcript of the gene ZNF114, whose product is annotated as zinc finger protein 114. Gene Ontology annotation, molecular function: DNA-binding transcription repressor activity, RNA polymerase II-specific. The transcript is spliced from 7 exons. Gene Ontology annotation, biological process: negative regulation of transcription by RNA polymerase II. The coding region runs from base 739 to 1773 and encodes 344 amino acids. NCBI's taxonomy places the organism in Eukaryota, Metazoa, Chordata, Mammalia, Carnivora, Mustelidae. The record is from RefSeq and is a predicted model, not a curated record.